AUGCCCUCGGCAACUCCCUGGAGCAAGCCUAACACCCAUAGUCGCCCAAUUGCGAUUAUCGGGGCCGGCACCAUGGGCCGGCGCAUUGCCAUGAUGUGGCUUGCUGCAGGAUACAAUGUAAUCCUGUGUGAAAAACAGACGAGCAACCACGAACCGGCCCUCCGGUAUAUCAAAAGUAACGUGGAACAGCAGGCCGCCAAACUGGGCACCAAGCCGGGCACCGGCAGGUUCACCACUUCGAUGGAAGAAGCCGUCGAAGGCGCCUGGAUGGUUAUCGAGGCCGUUCCGGAAAUUAUCGAAAUGAAGAUCGACAUUAUCGGCCAGCUGGAUCGUCUGGCACCGGCAGACUGCAUCAUCGCCACGAACUCCUCAUCACUGCGCUCGAGCCAAAUGCUCGUCAACACGAAAAGAAACUACCGCAUCUGUAACGGUCACUAUUACAUGCCACCGGAGCAACUCUACUUUGAGUUGAUGUCGUGCGGAGAGACCGAUCCGGAAAUCUUUCCAUUCUUAAUGGAAAAGGCCGCCGCCGCAGGUUUCAAGCCUGUGCAUGCGAAGAGCGAGUCCACCGGCCUGGUGUUCAAUCGAAUCUGGGCUGGCAUCAAGCGCGAGUGUCUGUCAGUCUUGUCCGAGGGGAUUACCAACGCUGCGACCAUCGAUGAGAUGUUCAAGUCAUGGUUUCAAGCGAACAAAGGCCCUUGUCAUAUGAUGGAUACUGUGGGAUUGGACACGGUCUACAAUAUUGAAACUGUCUAUGCCAGGGAACUUCAUACAGAUCCACGACCCAAGGAUUGGCUGAAGACUACGUACGUGGACAAGGGCAACUUGGGUGCUAAAACUGGGAAGGGAUUACUGGGAUAG
Penicillium oxalicum is the source of this 861-nucleotide messenger RNA. RefSeq names its product 3-hydroxyacyl-CoA dehydrogenase family protein. The coding region runs from base 1 to 861 and encodes 286 amino acids. Gene Ontology annotation, molecular function: oxidoreductase activity, acting on the CH-OH group of donors, NAD or NADP as acceptor; NAD+ binding. NCBI's taxonomy places the organism in Eukaryota, Fungi, Ascomycota, Eurotiomycetes, Eurotiales, Aspergillaceae. Gene Ontology annotation, biological process: fatty acid metabolic process. The transcript has a single exon. The record is from RefSeq and is a predicted model, not a curated record.